AUGUUCUACUUUAUCCUUUAUCUCGCACUCCAAGUCGUCCUCUUCGGGGCCUGGGUAUCGGGUGCCCUGGAUCCCUACCAGAAGAAACUCCAAGAGUUGUUGUUGGAGGCGAUGGGAGAGACGAAAGUUUCCUAUGGCUUGAAGAAAAGUUUAAUCGGCAAGAAACUUAUCGAAGACGAGAACUUCACCAAGAUCCAAGAUCAAUUGGGUAACCAGCUAGGAGGUGUUUUUGCAAAGGGAGGCUUGGGAGAUGGACUGGGGACUAUGCUCAGCAAGGGUCUGUGA
Messenger RNA from Penicillium cataractarum, 285 nucleotides. RefSeq lists its product as uncharacterized. The record is from RefSeq and is a predicted model, not a curated record. The transcript is spliced from 2 exons. NCBI's taxonomy places the organism in Eukaryota, Fungi, Ascomycota, Eurotiomycetes, Eurotiales, Aspergillaceae. Bases 1 to 285 code for a protein of 94 amino acids.